AUGGUGAACAGGAGGAAAUCGGACUUCGAUCACAAAUUUCCCGUCUUUGAAAACUUCUCGAGGGUUCUACCCGGCGAGGAGAGGAUUCACGAAAAUAUUCUCGUUGACAAGCCGAUUACCGGACCACCUGAUGAAACGGUCGCUACCGUAUACGAUGUACUAAAAAGGGCAGCCUCUAUCACUUCUAAUGGACCAUUUCUUGGCGAACUGAAAGGGGGAGAAUUCGUUUGGAAGACCUAUGAGACGAUUCUUCAUGAUGCCCAAGUUCUUGGCUCUGCUCUUUUGCACUUUGGUCUCGAACCCGGGGAAAACACUCGCGUAGGAAUCGCCGGAAUUCAUUCAGUCAGAUACAUGACUGCCCUACACGCGUUGGUCUCGUACAGUAUGGUGCUUGUACCACUCUAUCACAACUCGAAAAUUGAAACGCUCUGCGAAAUAAUCAACAAUUGUGAACUGGAGGUGAUUUUCUGCGAUAACGAGGCACGUGCCGAAUCGCUCAUCAGCAAAGUGAGCGCGGGUGAGAUCAGAGGACGAAAAAAGUUGGUGCUCCUGGAAUCAUCCGGAAAAGAGCCGAAUGGUCCACAUGACUCGAUUCCAGACUUGGAGGUGUACUCGUAUGACCAUUUCUAUGCGAUUGGAGAGAAAAAUCUUCAGCCAGUCGUUCCACCCACACCAUCUUCAGUCUACAUCAUAUGUUUCACAAGUGGUACCACAGGCCAACCGAAGGGAGUCCAACUGUCGCAUAGAUCGCUACUGGCCGCUGUUGCUGGACUCUACGUUCAAUGGGUUCCACCACCUAAUCGCUUCCACUUUGGCAGCGAUGACGUCUAUUUCAGUUUCUUGUCGUUGGCGCACAUUUAUGAACAUCUGAUGCAGACUUUCACCAUGUACGUUGGAGGGCGUGUCGGUAUAUACAGCGGCGACAUAUCACGAUUACUCUCUGAUAUUCAG
Molecule: messenger RNA, 951 nt
Organism: Cooperia oncophora
Lineage: Eukaryota; Metazoa; Nematoda; Chromadorea; Rhabditida; Trichostrongylidae
Source: the annotation of a GenBank genome assembly